AUGGCAACUUCGACGUUUACUUUACCUGUUGAUGUGCUGUCAAAUCUCCCAAACGUUGAGCGAAGGGCUUCAUUUUCUGCUGCCCAAAAAAGUACCGGGGUCGAACGUGCUGCGUCCCCUCGACUUCAUUAUCGUCAUGACCAGGAAGCCGUUGAAAUGAGCACACUUGGGGAUAACCUCGAUCCAAAGUCGGUUUCUACCGUUGGGAUUCCAGAGGUUUCGGCAUGGACCAUGAAUCCGAAGAAAGAAUGGGCCGCUAUUAUUACGUGUUGUGGGUGCAUGUUCAUGAACGGGUGGAACGAUGCGACCACGGGCCCUCUACUGCCCAUCAUUCAGUCUCAUUAUGGCAUUGGCUUUAUCGUCGUUUCUAUGCUAUUCGUAUCGAACUGUGUAGGAUAUCUAUCAGCCGCUUUAGUCAACAUUCACCUAAGCGAUCGUCUGGGGUUCGGAAAAGUCACAUUAUUAGGUAGUGUGCUGCAGAUACUGGCAUACGCGGUUCUCGCUCCAACUCCUCCGUUUCCUGUUAUGUGUAUUUCGUACGCUAUCAACGGUUUCGGUAUUGGCCUUCAGAAUGCGCAGGCCAAUGGAUUCGUUACAGGAAUUCCGAAUAAUACUUCAGCCAAACUGGGCUUAUUACACGCCGGAUAUGGUGCCGGUGCAUUCGUCGCCCCGUUGGUUGCCACCCAAUUUGCACGACUGCCGAAAUGGUCUUUCCAUUUUUUGAUUUCCCUUGGAAUUUCUCUCAUCAAUUCACUUGCACUGUUCUUUGUGUUCAAGCUCCGCCGACAGCAUGAAAUCAUGGGAGUUCCGGCCCCGCAUGGCGAUAAUGCUUCCAUUUCCAGGACCGAUGAGAAUGCAUACAAAAUGGUCUUUGGUUCUCGGGCGGUGCAGCUGUUGGCUUUUUUCACUUGGGUGUAUGUUGGAGCGGAGGUUACGGUCGGAGGCUGGAUUGUAACCUUUAUUAUUGAAGAACGUGGCGGCGGGGCUUCCGCGGGGUAUGUUUCAAGUGGCUUCUUUGGGGGAUUAAUGCUCGGUCGUGUGCUGCUGUUAUGGAUUGGAGAGCGGCGUGUGGUUUACCUCUAUAGCGUUCUGGCUAUUGGGCUCGAACUCGUAAUCUGGCUCGUACCAGACAUCAUCGGUAAUGCACUGGCGGUCUCUUUUAUUGGAAUCCUUCUGGGUCCAAUGUAUCCAAUUGUAAUGAAAGUUACUUCAGGGCUUGUUCCUAAGAGAAUCCUAACUGGCUGCAUUGGAUGGAUCGCGUCCUCUGGCCAAGUAGGUUCGGCAGUCUUUCCAUUUAUGACUGGUGCACUGGCACAAAAGUACGGAGUCAAAGUUCUACAGCCUAUGCUAGUGGGAAUGAUCGGCUCGCUUAUCCUGUUAUGGACCUUGGUCCCAGCUGGCCCUCAACGUCAUAGAGACUAA
Molecule: messenger RNA, 1422 nt
Organism: Rhizoctonia solani
Lineage: Eukaryota; Fungi; Basidiomycota; Agaricomycetes; Cantharellales; Ceratobasidiaceae
Product: major facilitator superfamily transporter
Exons: 16
Coding region: 1-1422 (473 amino acids)
Biological process (GO): transmembrane transport
Cellular component (GO): membrane
Molecular function (GO): transmembrane transporter activity
Source: RefSeq, a predicted model, not a curated record